This is a messenger RNA of Rubroshorea leprosula, 2378 nucleotides long. The record is from the annotation of a GenBank genome assembly. NCBI's taxonomy places the organism in Eukaryota, Viridiplantae, Streptophyta, Magnoliopsida, Malvales, Dipterocarpaceae.
AAGCAUUGAUUCAUAUUUCAUACCGACGGAGACGGGACUCCACCCAAUCGCCAGAGAAUUUGAUCUGAGUUCGAGAGAAACUUCAAUUCCUCGCCGGAGAAGAAGAGGGAGGAGCAGUAGAAGAUGAGGAUCAACGUCAAUGCAGUCGCUCCAAAAGUGGAUGUCGAUAAUCGGAUUCCUCUUCGUUAUUACUACCGAAUCGCCGAUAAUCUCCUCAAACAGGCAAAUAUUUACCGAGAGGAAAAGAAUAUUGUGGACUUGUACAUAAUACUAUUAAGAUAUUCAAGUUUGGUGUCUGAAACUAUACCAUUCCAUCGGGAUUACCCUGCUUUAUUACCGAAGGAAAAAGUAACUUAUAAGAAGAGACCGUUAGCUGUACUUGAUGAACUUGAAUCUUUGAAACCAGAGUUUCUCCGCCGAGUGGAUGAACUGAAUGAAGCUCAAGCUGGGGCUCAACUGCUUGAACUUGAUGGCCAAGAUAGGACAUCAGGUAGCUUGGUUACAUCAUCUUCUUCAGAAUGGCCUGCUGUCAAUAGAGGAACUAUGUCAAGCAUGGAUAGUAAGAGGCCUGCCAAUGUGGCUAUUCAAUCUUCACAGAAGUAUAAUGGUGACCAGAGUCAAUUUAAUUUUUCAAGCAUGACCCAGUUUGAUAAGCAGUUCCAGAAGUUGUCUCUUAACCUGCCUCCUCCAAACAAAGAAACACUGUCUAGGCACUCCAUUUUAGGCCCAAAUGGUCUUCGAGGCAAGUGGCAUGCACCAAGCAUGGAGAUAAAAGUUCAAUAUCCAAGCAAUAUGGACUUGAUGCCUGCUGAAAAUUCAAGCCUGAAUCAGGCUGGCCAAUGUGGUACUCUGGCACUGAAAGCUGGUGAUCUGGGAGGUGUUUCUUCUACCAUGGAGUCAGUUCUCUCCUUAGAUGAUGGUAGAUGGUCUCAUCCUGCCAAAGAGUUAUGCUCCCCCUUGAUUAAUGAAGCCAGGGAGGAUCCUUUCCAGUUUGUUGGUAUCAAACAACCUUUGCCUCCUCCUGUUCUUGCUGAAGUGCAGCAGGAUUAUGCUCCAAUUUCUCCAUCAAAAGUUGCAGAUCCAAGACCUGGUCCAGCAAAGCCUUCUCAAGAUGGACAACCAAGCACUAACUCUUACCAACAUUUACAUGUGCCUGUAAGUAUGAUGGAGGAUUUCUUGAGACUGGCUCGGGCAAACACAGAAAAAAAUUUUGAAACAUGUGGUGUUCUUGCUGGUUCAUUGAAAAACAGGAUUUUCCAAAUCACUACACUUAUUAUCCCAAAGCAGGAGUCAACUUCAGAUACGUGUUCGACAUUAAAUGAAGAAGAAAUUUUUGAAGUUCAAGACAGAUUAUCUCUUUUCCCACUGGGUUGGAUUCACACACACCCAACACAGACUUGUUUCAUGUCAUCAGUUGAUCUGCAUACUCAUUACUCAUAUCAGAUUAUGUUACCAGAAGCGAUCGCAAUUGUUAUGGCCCCAACCGAUACAUCCAGUCCACAUGGUAUAUUUCAUCUGUCCGAUCCAGGUGGUGUGUCUGUUAUUCGUAAUUGUCAGCAACGGGGGUUUCAUCCCCACGAAGAAUCAUCAGAUGGAAGCCCCAUCUACGAGCACUGUUCUCACGUCUAUAUGAACCCCAGGUUAAAGUUUGAUGUUAUUGAUCUCCGGUGAACUUGCUAUGCCUUGACUUGAUGAGGUAUAUAUGGGAAGUAAACAAUCACACCAUGUGCAGUAAAUCACUUUUUUCUCUACAUCAAUGUUGUAAAUUUCUUUGGGCGGAAAUGUUUUUUAUUAGGCGUCAUAACCCGAUUUUGACGGGGUCAAAUAUGUUUUUUUUUUUUCUUUAAAUCUAAUUAUUACCAAUUCUAAGCGAUUUUUAUUUCUCAUAAAUUUUUAGGAUUUUAACUAAAAAUCAAAUUUCGACUCUUUAAUGUUUGUAUGAGAAAUUAAUUUGAAAUAAACUUUAAGAGAAAAUUGGGACUAAUUACAAAAUGUUUGCAACGUUUGUCCUAUUUGUAAGCCAUGAGAUUGAUUGUAGCUACUCAUUUGCACACAGGGAAAUUGCAAGGAAUUAAAUCCAGAGUGCUAAAAUUGGGUGGAUCGCAAAAGAAGAAAAGUAAACUUACAAAACAUGUCAGCCUGAUGCUUGGAAAAGAUAACAAGUCCACGAGACUUAAAUGAAGUAAUUAAAAUUCAGAAGAUUGAUAAACAAAUUGAGGAAAAUUGUAAAUGGAAAUUUCAUUUUCUUCAAGCCUCACCAGACCAAAGAUAUCCAUUUGAUUCUCCCAUUGUGAUUCAAUUGGGAAGGAAAGAAUCCUCAAAUCUCAUUUUGUAAUUUUUCUUUUAAAGGUAUUUAGAAUUCUAAAAAAUAAUUUGAA